UGUGGCUUGUGGGCGGGACCGGCGUUUCGCGCAGACGGGCUCCUGAGGAUUCGGCGCUCGAGGCGCCGGCCGGAAAGGACACGCUCCUCGGAGCAGCGCCGGCUCUUGGCUCUCCGGGUCUCUCGGCAGCACCGCUGAGCCGGCCACCCUCACCAGGCUGCUGGGGACCGUCCCCAUUUCCCACGUCCUGCCGAGCGACCAUGGCAGGUGUAUCCUGAUGCCAGCCCAGCCGUCACAGAGAAUCCCUCUGGGACACUGAAAGACUCAGCUCUGGAGCCUCAAGCCUUAGGCCAGGGGCAUGGCAUCCCUCCAGGAGCUCCAAGACCCUGCCCCUGGGGAGGAGGAAGGGCUUAUGGUUGUGAAGGUGGAAGACUGCUCCUGGGAGCAGGAGCCUGCUCAGCCACUGGACAGCAGGGAUUCGGAAGCCUGCCGCCAGCGGUUCCGGCAGUUCUGCUACAGGGAUGCGGGUGGACCACACGAAGCCUUCAGCCAGCUGUGGGAGCUCUGUUGCCGCUGGCUGAGGCCUGAGCUGCACAGCAAAGAGCAGAUCCUGGAGCUGCUGGUGCUGGAGCAGUUCCUGGCUGUGCUCCCAGGGGAGGUCCAAGCCCAGGUGCAGAGACAGCACCUUGGGAGUGGAGAGGAAGCUGUCGCUUUGGUGGAGGACAUACAGAAUCAGUCACUGAAAGCCUGGCCACAGGAUGAGCUCUCAGAUGUGGAGCCUAAGGUGGCAGUCCAGGGACUCCAAGCCACAGGGUCUCCCCAGAAGCAGCUAUGUGCACCCCAAGAGCACCAUGGCCAUGCCAAGCUCCCUGUUCUUAAAGAACGACGGACAGGAGAGAUGUUAGGAGUCUGCUUUGCCUCUGCAGUUGAUCUUCCUGGGAGACCUGAGCUGGGUCAUAGCUCCCCAUUCCAAAAUUCUGUGGCACUGGGAGACAUCCCUUUUUAUUUUUCCCGAGAAGAAUGGAGCUCCCUGGACCCUGCUCAGAGGGACCUUUUCUGGGACAUGAAGAGAGAGAACUCCCGGAAUGCUGCCCUCGGUUUGAGACCCAAAAGCCAAAAGCCCCCUGCAGAGGAGGCCGUGACAGCAUUGUUGGGACAGACCGAAGUGCCUAUGUCCUGGAAUACCGAGGAGGCUGAAACUGAGGUCUGGGACAGUGGAAACCCAAGGAGGACAGCCCUGGACCAGCUGGUGGUAGCGCGCCGGGGGCGGUCGCCCCCUCACAGGCGCCAGUUUCGGAACUUAGUUACUGAGAAGCCCCACAGUUGUGCGCAGUGCGGGAAGCGCUUCCGCUGGGGUUCAGACUUAGCCAGGCACCAGCGCACACACACGGGUGAGAAGCCACACAAGUGCCCUGACUGCGACAAGAGCUUCCGCAGCUCUUCUGACCUGGUGCGCCACCAGGGCGUGCACACGGGCGAGAAGCCCUUCUCCUGUUCUGAAUGUGGCAAAAGCUUCAGCCGCAGCGCCUACCUGGCUGACCACCAGCGCAUCCACACAGGCGAGAAGCCCUUCAGCUGCAGCGAAUGCGGCAAGAGCUUCUCACUGCGAUCCUACUUGCUAGACCACAGGCGUGUGCACACAGGCGAGCGGCCGUUCGGCUGUGGUGAGUGUGACAAGAGUUUCAAGCAGCGUGCACACCUCAUUGCACACCAGAGCCUGCACGCCAAGAUGACUCAACCGGUGGGGUGAGCCGAUGGUGGGACCUGAGCAGCCUCCCCUUGCCCUCUGCACACUUCCUGUGACUCUCACAGAAUCUCUUCCCCCUCGGUCUCUCACCCCCCCCCCCCCCCCCCCAAUUCUCCACUCACUUGUGACCAUUGCAAGCCUGUCAAAGGGACACAAGGCCUCCUGUACUCUGAACUGGCCUGCCUGCUCCCAGGAUCCUGCCACCGUGUCUCCCUUUCCUGUUCCGGAUUUCUCUUCCAUUUGUUUCCUGGAGCUUCAUAGUUUCCAGUUGAGGACCAGGGAGCUUCAUAGUUUCCAGUUGAGGACCAGGUGGUAUGAGGGCUCAGGCAGAAACUAGGGUUUUCCAGAGCCCUCCAGCCUUGCUUGGGCAGAAGCUCUUUGUUUCCUAUUUUCUUAUGUGGACCCUUCAGCCUGGCUAAGCCUCUGCCCUGUCUACUUGUGCCUUCCAGUGGGGACUGGCCUCCAUCCUCAGGGGGGCUGCUGGGUUUUGGCCUUGGGAAGGACCAUGGGCCCACACCUAUGUGGAUGUAGGUCCUGGGUUUCAUCACAGCAGCUUCUUGGCCUCCACUGUCCCCCUACCCCCUUCCUGCCUGUGACCAUUCUGUCAUGCCCUGACCCCAGGAAGCUGCCUAGUUGUCCUGCUCUGAUUCCUGAGAUACACUACAGGUCUGGAGGUUAGUGGAGGUGGUAGCUAUAGCAACAGGCUGACUGGAGAACACCCAGUCUUCCGGACUUGUGGCUUUUGUUGUAUUUGACACUAGCACUCUGUCAGCACUUUGUAGCGGACUCCUCAAGCACUGUAUUUCCAUGUUUUUAAUCUGCAUUGUGUGCAGAUUCACAUUAACAGGGACAGACCAUGGGCCCUCAAAAAGGACUCAGCCCAGUAAGCUUCAGAAGAGUUCGAAUAAACAUGGAAAACUUC
Arvicanthis niloticus (Nile rat) is the source of this 2609-nucleotide messenger RNA. It is a transcript of the gene Znf213, whose product is annotated as zinc finger protein 213. NCBI's taxonomy places the organism in Eukaryota, Metazoa, Chordata, Mammalia, Rodentia, Muridae. Gene Ontology annotation, molecular function: DNA-binding transcription factor activity, RNA polymerase II-specific; RNA polymerase II cis-regulatory region sequence-specific DNA binding. Gene Ontology annotation, cellular component: PcG protein complex; transcription regulator complex; chromatin. Gene Ontology annotation, biological process: regulation of transcription by RNA polymerase II. The record is from RefSeq and is a predicted model, not a curated record.